GUGUUCUUCAGUGAUGGGGCUUCUCCAAUGUCAUUUUUGAUGAGAUGCUGAAUACUUAACAGCAGCAAAGUAGGGUACAGUGAAAAAGCAAAUGAGUUGUCUUUCUGAUCUUUUGUUCAGAUUUUAACAGCAUUAAUGCUUACAGAAGUUCUCGUUUCCUAAGUAGAUACUUGAGAUCAGCCAGUUAACAUUUCUGAGCACUUGUCUGCACCAAAACCCCACUAGAAAGUGCUCAAAUGCUAGUUCAAAACAAGAGGCAAUAUAUCUCAACCAAGAGUACCUCUUGAUCUUCAAUUUCCAUUGACUGGUGGCAAAGGCUCCUAGUCUUGGAGCCUCUUAAGUUGUGCUGCCACAGAUAUGAAUAGUUGAUUCCAACUUUGCUAAAAUGCUUCUUCAACUGACCAGUCUCUUGGUUCUCAUGCAUCACAGGUUCAAUGUUUAAGUUUGUUGCUGGAGAAGCAAAGGCUGUAACCACAUGUCAAAGCCAUCUGCUGCUAUAGUUGGAGGUGCUGCUGGGGCAUUUGCCUUGGUGGCAAUAGUCAUCGGAGUCGUGUGGUUCUACAAGACACAUUGCAAGAAUCUUUCAAACAAGAAUUCAGAGACAGGUUCCUCAGAUCCAUCUGCAAUAGUGGAAUGGAGUAGGGGUGGACCCAGUUCCGGGGUACGGCAGGGAGCAAGGCUCUUCACAUUGGAGGAGCUAGACCAAGCUACCAAGCAUUUUGAUGAAAGCAGCCUCCUGGGAUAUGGAAGCUUUGGCCUGGUUUAUAAAGGCUUGCUCCGUGAUGGGACGGUUGUGGCUAUCAAAAGGCGUCCUGGUGCUCCUAGACAAGAAUUUGUCUCAGAGGUAACGUAUUUGUCGGAGAUUCAUCAUCGAAAUUUAGUUACAAUACUGGGUUACUGCCAGGAAAGUGGAUUUCAAGUAUUGGUAUUUGAACAUAUACCGAACGGCAGCGUGUGCAAUCACCUAUAUGAUACUAGACUAGAGUCAUCAACUAAACUUGAGUUUAAGCAAAGGCUAUCCAUAGCUGUAGGGGCUGCAAAAGGGUUGUGCCACUUGCAUGGCCUAAAACCUCCCAUGGUACACAAAAACUUCAAAACAGCCAAUGUCUUGGUUGAUGAGGACUUCAUUGCCCACGUUGCAGAUGCAGGGAUUGCAAAACUACUUGAAAAGAUUGAAGAAGCAGGUCCUUCUCGCACGUCUAGUGUCAAUAUUUUCCAAGAUCCAGAGGUUGGAGCAUCUGGGGUUGCCUCUGAAAUGAGUGAUGUGUACAGCUUUGGGGUUUUCCUUUUGGAGCUUCUAACUGGACAGGAGGCUUUGGACAUUGGCUCCUUGGGAUCAAAUGAAAGCUUGUUUCAAUGGGUGGAAUCACGGCUGAGUUCAAAUACUCUGGUGGACAGGCGGCUAGUCGGAAGCUUCACUGGAGAGGGAAUGAGGGACUUGAUCAGGCUGACACUGCAAUGCAUGAGUUUUCCAGGAAGAAGAAGGCCCAAGAUGGAGAUGGUUGUGGUUGAGCUUGAGAGAAUUAAAGAGAAAGAAAUGGCAAUGACAACAGUGAUGGGGGAGGGUACUGAUACAUUCGCUCUCGGGAGUGUACUAUUCACUUGAACAUGAGCUUGGGCAAAGCUCAAGCUCUAACCACACCAUCAAAAACAUCAUCUUAUAGCUUGGCUAGAACUAUUUGUAAUGCAAGACCUAAACUGCUGUAAAUUUGAUUUUCCAUUUUAUAUUCAAAAUAAAUGCAUGAAGCUGUAGGAUUC
This is a messenger RNA of Prunus mume (Japanese apricot), 1758 nucleotides long. RefSeq names its product proline-rich receptor-like protein kinase PERK3. The record is from RefSeq and is a predicted model, not a curated record. NCBI's taxonomy places the organism in Eukaryota, Viridiplantae, Streptophyta, Magnoliopsida, Rosales, Rosaceae. Gene Ontology annotation, biological process: protein phosphorylation. Gene Ontology annotation, molecular function: ATP binding; protein kinase activity.